Messenger RNA from Trypanosoma rangeli, 2331 nucleotides. RefSeq lists its product as uncharacterized. The transcript has a single exon. NCBI's taxonomy places the organism in Eukaryota, Euglenozoa, Kinetoplastea, Trypanosomatida, Trypanosomatidae. The record is from RefSeq and is a predicted model, not a curated record. The coding region runs from base 1 to 2331 and encodes 776 amino acids.
AUGCACGUGCCCCACACUGACGGGCCUACGAAAGGGGCUUCCGCCUCAGCAGAUCCACACGAUGCCAAAAACAGUGAUAAACACAACAAGGACAAGUGCCAGCGGGAGACCUCUCUAUCAUUUGACGACGUGGAGGAGUUGAGUCGGCGACGUGAGCAGUUGUGCAGUGACGUGGAGACUUCGCUUGCUCGCAUUGCCGAGAUACAGGCGUGGGUUCACGGUGCAAGCAAGAGCGAUGAUACCACCGAGGCCACCGCAAGGGAUGCGCAGCAGCGACAACAAGUGAAGGGUGCAAUGGAGGCUCUUACAGCGGCGCGUGCCGCGCUGUGGGCGGUGCCCACGCGUUUCUGGAAUGAUCUUCGUGGUUUGCGUCGCCCGCCGCUUGCUGUCGCCGUGGUUGUUCAAGCUGCUGUUUGUUUGUUGGGCGAGCAGCUGUAUAUAUCGUGGGACCACUGCCGCAGCAUCAGAGGCCUGCCGCGGCGGUUAGUGAAGCGCGAUCCGUCCGCCGUUACAGCUGUUUUGAUUGCCGCGGUGCGGCGGAGGGAUUUCGACUCGACGUGGACGUUUGACCGCGUCGUGCGUGUGCAUCCGACGCUGGGGCCACUGCAUCGGUGGAUUACGGCCAUGCUGCGGGCGAGCGAGGCCGCUCUGGCCGCCGCGGCGGGCGCCGUGGAGGACGUAGUGAGUGAAGAGUGCGGGAUGAAGAGCGCCACCGCGGCGGCCGAAACGGCUGCACUCAUGCGGGAGAUGGAGGAACACGCGGAGUACGUGCGGAUGGCGCGGGAUGAGCUGGCGGCGAUCGACGCGCUGCUGACGGACGUUGCAUACGAGGCGGAGCGGCUCAGUUUGAGUGCUGCGACGCCCUGCUCGUCGCCAAAGGCGUGCAGCAACACGGCUGCCUCCUCAACAGAGCCGUCGCGCCAGCCAUCGGAGAGGCAGGAGCCUCAGGACGCUGAAGCGUGCGACACCUCGCCUCCGCCGUGUUCCUCCUCCUCCACCGCCGCCGCCGUGUCUUUCAUUGUGCCUAGACUGCAACUCGAGGCCUGCCGUGCUGGGAGCGCCAACGGCGGUCCAGGCAUGGUGGCGAAUGCUGCCGAUAGCGACGCCGGCCCAUCGCUGCGGGCGAGGUUUGAAGAGCUGCGCACGACGCCGCGUAUUCGAAGCCCACGUUUGGGUCGUCCCAUCACUGGCUACAGAGCACACUCCGUCGGGGGCCUUAGAGGCAGGAUGGCAAGGGUGUCUCCAGGCGCCAUUUCUCCACGCGGCGGUGCUGCUCUCCUGCAAGAGCGCGCCGAUCUGCUGCAGCGCGUGCACGACUUGGAGGACAAGCUGAAGGAGGCGUACCAUCGAAAUCCCUCCAUGGCGGAGUUUCAGCUUAUGCGGGAUGAAAUGACGGCGGCCAAGCAGGAGCUUUUGGCGCUGCGGGCCGAACACAGUCAGCUACUGGGGCAGACGAAACGAUAUGCAUUGCAUCGAAUCAACGUGUCACGUGAAAGGAAAGCGGAGGGUAAGGCAUGUGACGAUAGUGACGCGGCCGCCAUGACGAUAAGCACGCUAGAGGAGAUGUUGCAUGUGGCGCACGCGCGGAUUCGGCAGCUGGAGAUGCAGGACACUCUGAGUGCGCUCCGCACCUUGAAUGAUGCCUCCGCUACCCCAGAGCAGAGGGACGGCUUGGCCCAGGCAGUCGGAGCAUCUCCUCCCUCCGCACCCGCAACGCUUCCCACGGGAGGCGAUGUGUGCGGUGCUGGGGUUUUUGUCGCAGCACCGCAACAGCAGCAGAAACGACUGGACGACAUGCUUCGGGAGCUGCAAAUGCAACAGGGCGCCCUCGCCGUGGCAGAGGAGCGCCUCAACCAGGAGAUGCACUUCCAUCACGCUACGAGGCAGCGGAUGCAUCAGCUGCAGGAGGAACUCAAAAGUGUUUGGAGACGGCUCGAGAGCGCCGAGUACCAGCUGAAAGUGGCACUAGAGGAGCGCGAGGACCACGUGGAAGCUGCGGGUGACGCCACCGCGCAUAGAUCCGCCUCGCAGCGGUCGCGUCUUGGUGCCGCAUCGCUGCAUCACGAGUUGAAGCAGCUUCGUCAGCGUGAGCUGGAGAGCCGGCAGAUGGUUGAGCGGCUGCGCGUGGAGUUGGACACGCUGAAGCAGCGUCAAGCGGAGGAGCGGCAACGGAGCAAGGAGCUUCGUGCCGCACGCGCCGUGAUGUUGGCACGGCUUGAGAAGACGUUUGCCGAGUCGCUGCGGCGGCAGGAGUGUGACCUGCGGGCCAUUCCAGAGGCACUCACGCGUGCGCGGAAGGAGAUGGAGCAGCUCAAUGUGCAGCGGCGUUAG